Salvia hispanica is the source of this 2392-nucleotide messenger RNA. RefSeq names its product cation/H(+) antiporter 1-like. The record is from RefSeq and is a predicted model, not a curated record. Gene Ontology annotation, biological process: proton transmembrane transport; regulation of pH. NCBI's taxonomy places the organism in Eukaryota, Viridiplantae, Streptophyta, Magnoliopsida, Lamiales, Lamiaceae. Gene Ontology annotation, molecular function: antiporter activity. Gene Ontology annotation, cellular component: membrane; endomembrane system.
AUGGACGAUGGCUCGGAUUGUUUCGGGCGGAGCGGGGAGUUUUUCAAUCCGGUGCUGACGAUGGGGGCGCAGGUUUCAUGCCUGCUUGUCAUCUCCCAUUUCUUCCAGCUCCUGCUCAAGCCUUUAGGCCAACCAGCACCCCUCGCGCAAAUUCUCGCAGGAUUCGUGCUUGGCCCAUCUUGUUUAUCACACAUAGAUAGUGUGAGAACAUUCUUUUUUUACAAUUCUGCUGAGUACUAUGAAACCAUGGCACUAUAUGCUAGGAUCAUAAUCAUGUAUCUUAUCGGGCUCGAGAUAGAUUUUGCGUAUCUAAGGCGCAACUUGCGCGUAGCAACCGUCAUUGCCUGUGGAAGCAGUUUUAUCUGUACGAUAUUUGCCAUAGCUGUGACCUCUUUCAUAUACGAAGAGACGGGAGCCCAAGGUUCCACAGUCAUGAUGACUUUAACACUAGCAAUCAUCUUAUGCAACACGGCCUCCCCUUUCGUCACUUGCUUGGCUCAUGACCUUAAGUUUGCGAAUUCUGAUCUUGGGAGGCUGGCCAUAUCUUCCUCAUUAGUAGCUGAUACGUAUGCGGUUUUUCUCCUGAUCAUACUUUCAACGAGCAAGCGUGACUUUGGCUUCUCGGAUUGGCUUGUCCGGGGAAUUCUAUAUCUUAUCAUCGUCAUAACUGCUAUUUUCCUCAACAUAAAUUUAGCAGAUUGGUUGAACAGGAGACAGAGAAACCAAAAGUAUCUUAAAAACACCGAGCUUUUUGCUCUUAUAGCAGUCUUGUUUGUUGCUGCCACAUCUCUUGAGACCAUGGGAAUCAGCAGCAUAUUUGCUUGUUUCAUUCUCGGUGCACUGUUUCCUAGAGGAGGCAAAGCGGCUCGGACUCUCUUGAUUAAACUCUCAUAUUCAGUCCAUAACUUUGUGCUACCAUUUUACUUUGGCUACAGCGGGUUCAGGGCAGAUCUCACUCAUAUAAACAGUUUUCGUUACUUUGCUGUAGUUGCAAUUAUUAUCCUACUCAGCAUUGGGGGGAAGGUAACUGGCACACUCGUUGCUUGCUUCCACUUGAAAAUUCCAAUGAAUGAAGGGGUUCUUCUUGCUUUCUUAAUGAACUUGAAAGGUCACGUGGACUUGCUUGCUCUUACCAUAGGCGUCGAGGACAAAGUCUUGUCCAGCCAACUAUUCUGCAACUUGAUGACAGCAGCUGUAGUGAUCAAUUCGUUGAUCUGGGGACCCUUGAUAGCUUAUACGGUAAGAAGAGAGAGCGAUAUCCUAGGUUAUAAGCAUAUAGAUUUCGAAAAGCAAUGUCCAGAGAGUGAGUUAAAACUGCUGGCUUGUGUACAUAGUCCCCGCCCUGUAGCAACCAUGAUAGGACUGAUUGCAACUUGUAAAGGUCCUGAUAGUGUUGCUAUUUCUCCUUACCUGAUGCACCUAAUUGAGCUUCCGGAGAAAAACAAAUCAAAGAACCUCUUGUACCACCAGAAGGCAGAAGACGAACUCAGUGAUGAUGACAAUUAUGGUGGUAACGACGUGGUGGAGAUCAACGAAACAGUAGACAUCUUUUGUUCUGAGACUCCAGUAAUGAUAAGUCAAGCUAAAGUUGUAGCACCUUAUGCAACCAUGUUUGCUGAUGUAUGUGAAUUUGCUGAGGAUGUGAGAGCAUCUAUCAUCAUUCUACCUUUCCAUAAACAUCAAAGAAUUGAUGGGAAACUGGAGAAUGGGAAGGAAGGCAUAAGGAUUACAAAUCAAAAGGUCCUCCUUCAUGCAAAAUGCACGGUUGCCAUCCUUAUUGAUCGCGGGCUCACUGCUGGCUCCAUGCAUACAUCCACCUCUGGUACGUUGCAUCACAUUGCUAUGCUGUUUUUUGGCGGACAAGAUGAUCGGGAAGCAUUGGGAUUCAGUAAACGUCUAGGAAUGCAUCAUCGAAUUAGCCUCACCGUGAUCAGGUUCCUACACAAGUCGGUGCCAACGGAGCAUGUAGGAAUCGAUGUAGAUCACAAGGAGGAGGACGUGUUGAUGGCCAUACCAAGCCACGAAUCAGAAGCCGAUGCAGACAACACAGUCUUGACUGACUUCUUCAAUAGGUUUGUAACAUCAGGUCAGGCGGGAUAUGUAAUGAAGCACGUAGAGAAUGGGGAGGAGACAGCAUCGGCUCUAAGGGACAUGGCCGAUAUGUAUACAAUGUUCAUAGUGGGGAAAGGAAGCAGAUGCAACUCGACAUUAACAACUGGUAUAAGUGACUGGGAAGAAUGCCCGGAGCUUGGCAGAGUAGGUGAUUUUUUAGCUUCUCCAGAUUUUGAACUUUGUGGAUCAGUAUUAGUUGUACAACAGCAUAGAUCAGCCAGUGCUGAUGAAGAUCAAUAGGAUUCUAUAUGCCUCUAUGUAAAAUUGCAGAAUAUGACUU